This is a messenger RNA of Rhincodon typus (whale shark), 2308 nucleotides long. Its product is annotated as ezrin-like. The record is from RefSeq and is a predicted model, not a curated record. The transcript has 7 exons. NCBI's taxonomy places the organism in Eukaryota, Metazoa, Chordata, Chondrichthyes, Orectolobiformes, Rhincodontidae. Gene Ontology annotation, cellular component: microvillus; apical part of cell; plasma membrane. Gene Ontology annotation, molecular function: cell adhesion molecule binding; actin binding. Gene Ontology annotation, biological process: positive regulation of early endosome to late endosome transport; regulation of cell shape; positive regulation of protein localization to early endosome. Bases 156 to 1073 code for a protein of 305 amino acids.
GAUUAACACCCAAGAUUGGUUUCCCAUGGAGUGAAAUCCGCAAUAUCUCAUUCAAUGACAAAAAAUUUGUCAUCAAACCCAUUGACAAGAAGGCACCGGAUUUUAUUUUCUAUGCUCCGCGUUUAAGAAUAAACAAAAGAAUCUUGCAGUUAUGUAUGGGCAACCAUGAGCUUUACAUGAGACGCCGAAAACCUGAUACAAUUGAAGUACAGCAGAUGAAAGCCCAGGCUCGGGAGGAAAAGCACAAGAGACAGUUGGAAAGGGCACAGUUGGAGCAGGAGAAACAGAAGCGGGAGACAAUAGAGAAAGAAAAAGAACAGAUGGAGAAGGAAACUCGAGAUCUGAUGCUGAAGCUGAAACAGUAUGAAGAUCAGACAAAGAAAGCUGAAAAAGACUUGGCUGAGCAGAUGCAGCGAGCAAUUCAACUGGAAGAAGAGAGGAAAAAAGCACAACUUGAGGCCGAACGCCUAGAAGCUGAACGUUUGGAUGCUCUCCGAGCAAAAGAAGAGUUGCAGAGACAGGCUGAGGAUCAAAUGAAGAGCCAGGAGCAAUUGGCUUCAGAGUUAUCAGAAUACACAGCCAAGAUUGAAGAACUAGAAGAUGCCAGAAGAUUGAAAGAGGAAGAGGCACAGGAGUGGCAACAACGGGCAAGAAUGGUCCAGGAUGAUUUGGAGAAAACAAAGGAAGAACUGCACAUGGUAUUAUCUGCCCCUGCUCCACCCCCACCUCCACCCCCACCCCCUCCUCCAAUCUACGAGCACCUAGAGGAGAAUGAACAUGACGAUGCUGAAGAGAAUCAUACCACGUACAGUGCAGACCUUGCGACUGAAGGCAUAUUGGAUCACAGAAAUGAAGAAGAGCGAGUGACUGAAGUGGAGAAAAAUGAACGAGUGCAACAGCAACUGAUGCUUUUGAGCAGUGAGCUUGCACAAGCCAGAGAUGAGAGCAAGAAAACGUCCAAUGACAUAAUUCACAUGGAAAAUGUCCGGAAAGGUCAAGACAAAUAUAAGACGCUUCGCCAGAUCCGGCGAGGGAACACCAAACAGAGGGUGGAUGAGUUUGAAUCAAUGUAAAAUUUCACUGACAGCAGUACUUGUGCAUGUACAGAAUGAUAAUCCAUUUAAGUUUUUCACUUUUCCUGGUGAUCGCUGGAGCAAACAGCUUGGAUUCUUUAGUAAAGAGAUUGUCGGGCCACAACCUGAAUUUUUUUUUCUCCCAAACUUGUUCCGCUAAGUUUCCAUUUUGUAAAAAUUUUGAAUAGUUUCUGUUUUGAGUUCCUUCAUUUUUGCACAGUGAAAUGGAUAAUUGGUCAUUUUCUGUAAAUUUCGGUCUGAAAUGAUGUACUGCAGUGCAAAAACAAUUGUUUUGUUGCCAAACAUGCUUAACAAGUAAGCAUCUUUUUCGAUAGGGAAGGAAUUUAAUCUAUGUCUGAACAUUAUAGCUGAAAUGGUGAAGAUUAGGAAUUGGAGAACAGAAUUUUCACUAAAAGGAAAUUGCUUCAUUGCAUCACUUACACCGCAGUGCCACAAGCCCAUGAUCACUCAGGUGAAAAGAUGAUUUCAAAUAGUAUUUGCCACUCUACCGGUGAGGAUUCCUAUUAUACUUUGCAAAUAUUAAUGUCAUAAUGUGACUAUACUGAAAUGAUCAAUGGCAGAUACAUAAUUUAAACACUUUUAGAUGCUAUCACCUUUCUGUGCAUCUUCAUGCAGAUUAUAAACUUCCAUAAGUUGUGAUAUUACAUUAAAACCCAUCAAUGACAGCCUAUUAAAUUUGUGUGGGGAAAUGUUCCUGCUUUGUAUAUUCUUGCUCUUUGAAAAUUUGGGCUUCAACACUUGGAAGAUGAAUGAUAAUAAUGAAUAACAAUAAAUGGUAGUUUUAUGAUACUGAAGCAAAUCUGACAUUAUUUUAUAGAUCUAAAUCUAUUUCUAAAUAUUUUUAGGCCAAAUGAGUAAUAAGGCAUGUUUGUAAAAAUUCAAUGGCAAGAGCAAAAUCUUGUGUUCUAUUUAAUCUGACCAACUGAUAAAGACACAUAUUGUAGCCAAAUAUGCCAAUCUUUAGACAUUUUGAAACUUCAUAUGUAAAGAUUUGUAAUUCAACAUUGUUGCAUGUUCUCCAUACCUUGGGGAUGUGAAAUUUGUUGUACUAUGUUAUCACUAUGCUUUCAUAAUAAUGUGCUUAUCAAAAUGACAACUCUGUUCCACCGAUCUGUACUUUGGGUAUCCUGCACUUUGUACUUGCAAGUCUUGUACUAAAAUGUUCUUUGCGAUAUUGAAUUGCAUCUAAUAAAGAUUUUGGCAAUGGUUUUGGA